AUGGAUUCCACGACACAACCCGACCGCGGAAUCCGCAUCGCCAUCGACCGCGGCGGCACCUUCACGGACUGUGUCGGCACCCUAAACGGCAAAGACAUAGUUAUCAAGCUCCUGUCCGAAGACCCAGCCAACUAUGCCGACGCGCCGCUCGAGGGCAUCCGCCGCAUCAUGGGCCACUUCCUUAAGCGGGACAUCCCGCGCGGCGAGCCCCUCGACACGUCCCAGAUUGAAAGCAUCCGCAUGGGCACAACGGUGGCGACCAACGCGCUGCUGGAGCGCAAGGGCGAGAAGAUCGCCCUGGUCGUCACUGAGGGGUUCCGCGAUUGUUUGGUCAUUGGCAACCAGAGUCGACCCAAGAUCUUUGAUUUGGCGAUAAGGAAACCGGACGUGUUGUAUGAGGAGGUGGUUGAGGUGGACGAACGGGUCACGUUGGAAGAUUAUGCUGAGGAUCCGGAGAGGAGGAUUACAAAGGCAGAUGCUAAGGCUGGUUCGCACGAGGCAGGGAGUGCGGAUUUGGUUAUGGGGUUGUCGGGGGAGGCAGUAAGGGUCCUGCGCCGGCCUGAGGAGGGGGGAAUCAGGAAGCAGUUGCAAAGGGUCUUUGAAAAGGGGAUCAGGAGUAUAGCUGUGUGUCUCAUGCAUGGCUACACGUUCCCAGAUCACGAGGCGCUUGUCGGGCGCAUUGCCAAGGAGAUUGGCUUUCAGCACAUUUCCCUCAGUCAUGAGUUGAUGCCCAUGAUUAAAUUGGUAUCGAGAGCGACGAGCGUUUGCGCCGACGCAUACCUCACUCCUGCUAUCAAAAAGUACAUCUCUGGGUUUCAAAAGGGGUUUGCGGGUGGCAUUGGCACUCGGAGUGCACUGAACGAGGAAGGCAGCAAAGGUGCUCGAUGCGAGUUCAUGCAAAGCGACGGUGGCCUCGUCGAUGUCGAGAAGUUUACAGGACUGAAGGCCAUCUUGUCGGGCCCAGCUGGAGGCGUUGUGGGUUACGCAAUCACGAGUUACGACGAAAGCACGAAAGUACCCGUCAUUGGUUUCGACAUGGGUGGCACGAGUACAGAUGUGUCGAGGUAUGGCGAGGGCCGGUAUGAGCAUGUGUUCGAGACUACCACCGCCGGCGUAACCAUACAGUCGCCACAGCUGGAUAUCAACACCGUGGCUGCUGGUGGAGGUAGUAGACUCUUCUUCAAGAACGGCCUCUUCGUCGUCGGUCCAGAGUCUGCUGGGGCUCAUCCCGGUCCGGCAUGUUACCGGAAAGGCGGGCCUGCUACAGUAACGGACGCCAACCUCGUCUUAGGACGCCUCUUGCCCGAGUUCUUCCCGAAGAUCUUCGGGGAAAACGAAGACGAGGGUUUGGACUUUGAGGCAAGCAAAAUGGUCAUCCAGGAACUUACCGAGCAGGUCAACCGCGACACAGGCAAGAAUAUGAGCAUAGACGAGGUGGCGUAUGGAUUCCUGACUGUGGCAAAUGAGGCCAUGACGAGACCAAUUCGAUCCAUCACGGAAGCCAAGGGCCAUGACUCGUCGAAACACAGGUUGGCCACGUUUGGUGGUGCUGGAGGUCAACAUGCAGUGGCAAUUGCCGAAUCUCUUGGAAUACGCCAGAUCCUGGUCCACAGAUACUCAUCUGUCCUAUCAGCAUAUGGUAUGGCGCUGGCCGACGUUGUGGACGAAAGACAAGAACCGGACUCGAAAGUUUGGCAAGGCAAGGGCGGGGUCGUCGACGAGUUGAAGAUCAAGAUGGAAAAGUUGAAGGACAAGUCACGGCAGGCCCUCAAAGACCAAGGUUUCGAGGACAGUGAUAUCGUGUUCGAGGAGUAUCUUAACAUGAGGUACCGCGGUACCGAAUCUGCACUCAUGAUUGUCAAGCCAAGCGAGGAAGACUCGAAAGCAUCCUUUGGGGGGGAAGAGUGGGCAUUCGGCAAAGCAUUCGUCAAACACCACCGUUACGAGUUUGGGUUUACGCUCGACGACCGAGACAUCAUUGUGGAUGACGUGCGAGUACGUGGUAUCGGGAAGAGCUUCCGCUACCAGGACAAGACAGUCGACCAGCAGCUUGAUGAAGUCAAGCGACAAGAUAUUGGUAAUAAAAAGGCACACGGGAAGGCGCAAGUCUACUUUGAAGGGGGCCGGAUGGAGACGCCAAUCUACAAGUUGGAGGACUUGUCCGUGGGAGAUGAGAUCCAGGGACCGGCCAUGCUGGCAGAUGGAACACAGACUAUUGUCGUCACGCCAAAAGCGAAAGCACUUAUCCUCGAAACACAUGUUAUCAUUGACCUGCAAAAGGAUGGAAAGGACGAUUCGCACGAGAAGAACUCAUCAGAACGGGAGGUCGACCCGAUCCUGCUCAGCAUAUUCGGUCACCGUUUUAUGGCAAUCGCUGAGCAAAUGGGCCGGGCAUUGCAGAAGACCAGCGUCAGUACCAAUGUCAAGGAGCGUCUCGAUUUCUCUUGCGCUAUUUUUGAUGCCACUGGUGGACUAGUUGCGAAUGCACCUCAUUUGCCCGUUCACCUUGGAUCCAUGUCGACUUGUGUCAGAACACAAGCAAAGAUCUGGGAGGGAAAGCUGAAGAAGGGCGACGUCAUUAUCUCCAAUCACCCGUCCUACGGCGGUACCCAUUUGCCAGACAUCACCCUCCUCAUGCCCGCUUUCAACGAGAAAGGAGACAAAAUUCUGUUCUACGCAGCUUCACGCGCUCACCAUGCCGAUAUUGGCGGUAUCACAGCCGGCAGCAUGCCGCCUCACUCAAGAGAAUUGUUCCAGGAAGGUGCAGCGAUCAAGAGUGAGAAGAUUGUGAGUGAAGGCAAAUUCAACGAGGAGCGUAUCACGGAAUUACUUUACAAAGAGCCCGCCCGGUACCCCGGAUGCAGUGGUACAAGGUGUUUGGCCGACAACAUCAACGACCUACGAGCGCAAGUCUCAGCGAACCAGAAGGGUAUUUCCCUCAUCGAGACUCUGAUUGAGGAAUACGGCGAGGAUACCGUGCAGUUUUACAUGGUCAAUAUCCAGCACAACGCCGAGAAAUGUGUACGCGAACUCCUGAAGAAGGUUUACCAGAAGUUCGAGGGCAAAGAUCUCUCAGCCGUUGAUUUUAUGGACGACGGAAGCCCCAUCAGGCUGCGUGUCACGAUUGACCCAGAGGAAGGAGAAGCUACCUUCGACUUUGAGGGCACUGGUCCCGAAGUCUACGGAAACAUCAACGCACCGGAAGCCGUGACAUACAGCGCCAUCAUCUACUGCCUGCGCUGUCUCAUCUCAGAGGACAUACCCCUAAACCAAGGCUGCCUGAAGCCCAUCAACGUCAAAAUCCCACCUAAAUCCCUCCUGUCCCCCUCAGCAGGCGCAGCCGUAGUCGGCGGCAACGUGCUCACGAGCCAGCGCGUGACCGACGUCAUACUCAAAGCCUUUCAGGCUUGCGCCGCCAGCCAGGGCGACUGCAACAACCUGACCUUCGGUUUCGGCGGCAACCUGACGGGCGAGAAGGAAGUCAAAGGCUUCGGUUACUACGAGACCAUCGCCGGCGGCAGCGGCGCCGGACCGGACUGGGAGGGGACCAGCGGCGUGCACACGCACAUGACUAACACGCGCAUCACGGACUCGGAGGUGUUCGAGCGCAGGUACCCCGUCCUCCUACGCGAGUUCUCGCUCCGCGGCGGAUCGGGCGGAUCGGGCCAGCACCGUGGAGGCGAUGGCGUGGUCCGCGACAUCGAGUUCCGCAUCCCCUUGCAGGUGUCCAUCCUCAGCGAACGCAGGGUAUACAAACCGUACGGUAUGGCAGGCGGCGAGGACGCGCAGUGCGGGCUUAAUGUCUGGGUGAGGCGCGUCGAUAAGUCGGAUCCCGAGAACGACUUGGCGCAGCAGAACGGACACGUAAGCGGGGAUGGGGAGGCCGUCGAAUAUGAGGAGCGGUACAUCAACAUGGGCGCUAAGAAUAGUGCUCCGUUCAAGGCGGGGGAUCGAAUCAUUAUCAAUACGCCUGGUGGUGGAGGCUGGGGAAAGGUGGGAGAGGAGAAGGUGCUGGACGCGAAGAGGGAUCAUACUGAAGCGUGGAGGAAAGGGAGUCAUGCCAAUCGGGAGGAUGCGGCUUUGCAGGUUUGA
Messenger RNA from Pseudomassariella vexata, 4092 nucleotides. Its product is annotated as 5-oxoprolinase. Gene Ontology annotation, cellular component: cytosol. The transcript is spliced from 2 exons. The coding region runs from base 1 to 4092 and encodes 1363 amino acids. Gene Ontology annotation, molecular function: 5-oxoprolinase (ATP-hydrolyzing) activity. Lineage: Eukaryota; Fungi; Ascomycota; Sordariomycetes; Amphisphaeriales; Pseudomassariaceae. The record is from RefSeq and is a predicted model, not a curated record. Gene Ontology annotation, biological process: glutathione metabolic process.